Molecule: messenger RNA, 984 nt
Organism: Bufo bufo (common toad)
Lineage: Eukaryota; Metazoa; Chordata; Amphibia; Anura; Bufonidae
Gene: GPR6
Product: G protein-coupled receptor 6
Exons: 1
Coding region: 1-984 (327 amino acids)
Biological process (GO): G protein-coupled receptor signaling pathway
Cellular component (GO): membrane
Molecular function (GO): sphingosine-1-phosphate receptor activity
Source: RefSeq, a predicted model, not a curated record
AUGAAUGAAAGCCUUAAUGACAGUGACACCAGCUUCUCCCAGCCUUGGAUCCAGUCCAGCGAUGUCAACGCUUCCCUGGAGUUGUCUGCAUUCUUCUCAUUGUUUAUCAUCAACCCGUGGGAUAUUAUGCUCUGUAUCUCAGGGACUAUUAUUGCCUGCGAGAAUGCAAUCGUGGUGGCCAUCAUCUUCUACACCCCAACACUGAGAACCCCUAUGUUUGUGCUGAUUGGGAGCCUGGCCACAGCAGACCUCCUGGCUGGGUUUGGCUUAAUCUUAAAUUUUGUAUUUCAGUAUGUGAUCCAGUCAGAGACUAUCAACCUUAUCACAGUGGGGUUCCUUGUGGCUUCUUUCACAGCUUCAGUGAGCAGCUUAUUGGCCAUCACUGUGGACCGUUACCUCUCACUGUACAAUGCACUGACUUACUCUUCAGAAAAGACAAUCUUAUGGAUUCAUCUCAUGCUGUUUGUCACCUGGGGGGUGUCCAUAUGUCUAGGUCUCCUUCCAGUGUUGGGCUGGAAUUGUCUAGAUGACAUCUCAUCAUGCAGCAUCGUCAAGCCUCUGACCAAAAGUAAUGUGACUUUGUUAUCCACCUCCUUUUUUUUCAUCUUUAUUUUAAUGCUCCAUCUCUACAUAAAGAUCUGCAAAAUAGUCUGUAGACAUGCUCACCAGAUAGCACUACAGCAACAUUUUCUCACAGCAUCUCAUUAUGUAGCCACAAAGAAAGGAGUAUCCACGCUGGCCAUCAUACUUGGGACUUUUGGUGCCAGUUGGUUGCCUUUUGCUAUUUACUGUGUGGUAGGAGACCAUGAAUACCCAUCGGUGUACACUUAUGCUACCCUCUUACCUGCCACUUACAACUCAAUGAUCAACCCUAUAAUUUACGCCUAUAGAAAUCAAGAAAUACAGAGGUCCAUGUGGGUUCUUUUCUGUGGCUGUUUUCAAUCCAAAGUGUCCUUUCGCUCCAGGUCACCCAGUGAUGUUUAA